AUGGAUGAAGAAUCAAAUGCAACAUAUUUAACUUUUGGUGGCCAUGUGGAGCUUCACAAAUACAGAUACCUUUAUUUUAUGGUUGUUUUUACAGUAUAUAUUUUAAUAAUCUGCAGUAAUUCUACUAUUUUGUACCUGAUCUGGAAACACCAGGACCUCCAUGAGCCUAUGUACAUUUUCAUUGCAGCUUUGUUAUUGAACUCUGUUCUUUUCAGCACUAAUAUUUACCCAAAGCUGUUGAUUGAUUUUUUAUCCGAAAAACAGAUCAUAUCUCAUCGAGCCUGUCUUGUUCAGUUUUUUAUGUUUUAUACACUAGGCUUUUCAGAGUUCUUACUGUUGGCAGUCAUGGCCUAUGACAGAUAUGUGUCUAUAUGUAAACCUCUGCAAUAUCCAACUAUAAUGAGAAGAAAGACUAUCAGUAUCUUACUGGCUUUAGCUUGGCUCGUGCCUGCAUGUGAGGUUGUGGGAACAACAACACUGAGUUCUUAUCAAAAGCUCUGUAGCUUUACUCUGAAUGUAAUUUUUUGUAAUAAUUUUAUUUACAGACUUUUUUGUGUGCCAUCAAAAGCAGUAACUAUAUAUGGUGCAUUUGGUUUGGUAUAUCUUGUUGUAUUUCCUGUGUUUUUCAUUGUUUUUUCAUACACCAGGAUAUUCAUUAUAUGUUAUCACAGUAGUUCAGAAGUCAAGAGAAAAGCUGCACAGACCUGUGUUCCUCACCUGCUGGUGUUAAUCAACUAUUUUAUUUUGAUAACAUAUGAUGUUAUUACAGUUCGACUGGAAUUAGAUUUUCCAAAAAUUGCACGUUUAAUAAUGUCUUUGCAAUUAGUUUUGUAUCAUCCUCUUUUUAAUCCAAUUAUAUAUGGAUUAAAAAUGAAAGAAAUUUAUAAACACCUCAAGAGGUUGUUCUGUUGA
Molecule: messenger RNA, 912 nt
Organism: Monopterus albus (swamp eel)
Lineage: Eukaryota; Metazoa; Chordata; Actinopteri; Synbranchiformes; Synbranchidae
Product: olfactory receptor 10A5-like
Exons: 1
Coding region: 1-912 (303 amino acids)
Biological process (GO): detection of chemical stimulus involved in sensory perception of smell; G protein-coupled receptor signaling pathway
Cellular component (GO): membrane
Molecular function (GO): G protein-coupled receptor activity; olfactory receptor activity; odorant binding
Source: RefSeq, a predicted model, not a curated record